Molecule: messenger RNA, 4748 nt
Organism: Elgaria multicarinata webbii
Lineage: Eukaryota; Metazoa; Chordata; Lepidosauria; Squamata; Anguidae
Gene: DTX1
Product: deltex E3 ubiquitin ligase 1
Exons: 10
Coding region: 1613-3475 (620 amino acids)
Biological process (GO): Notch signaling pathway; protein ubiquitination
Cellular component (GO): nucleoplasm
Molecular function (GO): zinc ion binding; ubiquitin protein ligase activity
Source: RefSeq, a predicted model, not a curated record
GGGGCCGAGGCCACCUGGGGACGAGGCGGGGCGGCUUGCUGCAGGACGAGGCGGACCCUCUUCCUCAUCCUCACCCCCUCCCAGCUGCUGAGAGGAAGGCAAUCUCUCUCUCCCCCCCCCACCCCUCUCCUUCUCUCUCCCCCUCCGCCUCCAAACCUCCCCUUGACACCGUCGCUCCCUCUCCAACAAACGAUGCGCUUUUACGCGUAGAACGCGCACGGGAGGGGAGGACGCACUGCCGGCGAGGAAGCGGCGUCUGCCCGGCUUGCAGAGCCGACAGGAACGGGCCACUCGGCCCCCUCCGGGUUUUUUUCCCCUCCUCCCCCCUCCCCCGCUCGUUCACUCACCCACCCCGCGUUCUCCAGCUGCUCAGAUCCGCCGAGAUCCCAACGAUUCACUCCCUCCCCCCCACCGCUCUGCCGCUGCUGCUGCCGUCGCCUUCCCAAUUCUCCUCCUUUGUGUCUGGCUCCUGGAAAUUCACAGCAACCAGCCUCGCUCCCUCCAGCUCCAGCUCCUGUGUCGGGCGCAGAUCGGGGACCGGGCUGCGGUAAAGAAGGAGGAAGAUGACACAGCCUCCACGGCGGCUUACCAGGAAGGAGGUCACCCGCCUUGCCAAAGCCGGCAGGAUCUCCUGCACCUUCUCAGCCAAUGCAGCCCCCUCGCCUCAAACCGUGGCCUUUUGACCUGGCCGGAGGAACCCUCACCAGCGGGUCCGUGGCCCCAGCCGUACAGCCCGCUUCAGAGGAGGAGUCGGUCGUCCCCGUGGCCUAACGGUCCGGGUCAAAGGGGCAGGAAUCUGCGGAAGCCAGCUGGAGGUUGCCCAGGUCCCCUUCCCCAUCUGAGCUCAGCCCGGCUUCCAGGCCCGCAGGAGCCUCCGCGAGGUGCCUGCAGUGGUUUCGGAAGUGGCAGCUGGCUUCUGCAAGAGAGGGCUGGUCCGGGCUGGGCUGGGCUGUGACGGCUGGAGAGAGAGAGAUCAGAGAACGGAACAGGCCCGGGCCCUCCGAAAGCCAGGCAACAACCAGCGGGUUCUCAGAGGCCCUGCACAAAAAGAGCAGAGGUCUUCACUCUGGGUAACUGGCAGCACAAGGAAAAGUCGAAGUUGGCCGGUUUGAGCUUCCCUGUGUGCUUUGAGAAGACGCACACGCCUUGAUGGUGGGGCGUGGGCUUCUCAUUCCCUGACGAAAGCAACCUGGUCUGAAAACAUCCUGUCUCUUCUGGUUGCCCUUUGGGGCGAUUGAACAGUUUUGUUUGCUCCUUACCCCAACGUCGUACCCCACCCCUACACGAAACAGUCAGACGUGCUUCUAAAACUUGCCUCCGUUAUCUUUCUACGAGAUGGUUCGGUCCUGAAAAAUAAUAAUAAAAAGGAAAGGAUCCAUUCUCCCGCUUUUGCAUUUUUGUUCUCAUCGCCCAAGAAGACGGAUCGGGGACGUGUUUCUGCUCGGGGGACCCUCGGGCUCCGAAGCGUUGGACUGAGAAGUGGGGGAGAUGUUACCUUCGGAAGCGCCGUGAGACCGGGCGUGUGCUCCUCCGGCGUUCCCCGACAGAUGGCGCGGACGCCGGCCUGGUGACCCCGCCUGCCUCCCAUGCCCGGCCUGCAGGGGCAGCCACCAUGGCACGGCCUGGCACGGGGAUGCUGGUCUUGGCAAAUGGACUGGGCUUCCCCCCGAGUAACGUGGCCCGCGUCGUGGUGUGGGAGUGGCUGAACGAGCACGGGCGCUGGCGGCCCUACACGGCGGCUGUCUGCCACCACAUUGAGAACGUCCUGAAAGAGGAUGCCCGUGGGAGCGUGGUCCUGGGACAGGUGGAUGCCCAGCUCUCUCCAUAUAUCAUCGAUCUGCAGUCCAUGCAUCAGUUCCGUCAGGACACAGGGACGAUGCGUCCCGUUCGAAGGAACUUUUAUGACCCGUCCUCUGCUCCCGGCAAGGGGAUAGUGUGGGAAUGGGAAAACGACAACAACUCCUGGACGCCCUACGACAUGGACAUUUGCAUCACCAUCCAGAAUGCGUAUGAGAAACAGCACCCUUGGCUGGACCUCUCUUCGCUGGGAUUUUGCUACCUGAUCUACUUCAAUAGCAUGUCUCAGGUGAACCGGCAGACGCAGCGGAAACGCCGUCUCCGGAGGCGCAUGGACCUGGCCUACCCGCUCACCAUGGGCUCCAUCCCCAAGUCCCAAUCCUGGCCUGUGGGCACCAACUCUGGGCAUCCCUGUUCAUGCCAGCAGUGCCUGCUAGUCAACAGCACCCGAGCGGCCUCCAACGCCAUCCUGGCCUCCCAGCGCAGGAAGGUGUAUUCGGGCAACGUCAACGGGACGCUGGCUGUCCGUCAGAGCAAUACGUUCAAUGGGACGGCCCUGUGGUCUUUGGGGACCGUGCCAGCUGGCGGGACAGCCAAGAUCGAGCAGGUCCGCUCAGCCAAUGGGAUGCAAGUCGCCACCUUCUCGCGAAGUCAAAGUGCUCCCAGCCACACCCAGCUCCCUGGUCAAAACAACCUGAACCGGCCGGGUACACAACGAGUGGCCAUUCUCAGUACCAGGGCUUCCAUCCCACCAGGGGUCCCUGCCCUCCCAGUUAAGAACCUGAAUGGAACUGGUCCAGUCCACCCUGCCUUGGCAGGGAUGACCGGCAUCUUGAUGUGUGCUGCGGGUCUGCCCGUUUGCCUCACCCGAGCCCCAAAGCCAAUCCUGCACCCGCCACCUGUCAAUAAGAGCGACAUGAAGCCGGUGCCAGGCAUCGCCGGGAUUUGCCGGAAGACUAAGAAGAAGCAUUUGAAAAAGAGCAAGAACCCCGAGGAUGUGGUGCGGCGUUAUAUCCAGAAGGUGAAGAACCCUCCUGAUGAGGACUGCACAAUCUGCAUGGAGAGACUGGUGUCUUCGUCAGGUUACGAGGGCAUCCUCAGGCACAAAGGCGCCAAGCCGGAGCUGGUGGGCAAGCUGGGGAAAUGCGGGCACGUGUACCAUCUCCUCUGCCUGGUGGCGAUGUACAACAAUGGCAACAAGGAUGGCAGCCUGCAGUGCCCCACUUGCAAGGCCAUCUAUGGGGAGAAGACUGGGACUCAGCCCCCUGGGAAGAUGGAGUUCCACAUUAUCCCACACUCGCUCCCUGGCUAUGUGGACUACAAAACCAUUCGCAUUGUGUAUGACAUUCCCACGGGGAUCCAGGGCGCAGAGCACCCAAAUCCUGGGAAGAAGUUCACUGCGCGAGGCUUCCCACGACACUGCUACCUUCCUGACAACGAGAAAGGCAGAAAGAUCCUGAAACUGUUGAUCGUGGCUUGGGAACGCCGGCUCAUCUUUACCAUCGGGACGUCCAACACGACGGGGGAAUCCGACACGGUGGUGUGGAAUGAGAUUCACCACAAGACCGAAUUCGGCUCCAACCUCACAGGCCACGGCUACCCCGACUCAAACUACCUGGACAACGUCCUGGCCGAACUGAUGGCCCAGGGGGUCUCGGAAACCUACCUGAAGGACUGAGGAGGCGUCUCCGCUCUGCCCCUGUUUAUCCCGCCUGCACUUUGCCACGUGCUGCGUGGAAGCGUGAAUACUGCCUGCCUCCGCCCGUCCUUCCGUCCGUCCGUGUGUGCGUCUGUCUGUCGAUUUGGCUCUCCACCAGCAUUCAGGAUAGAUCCCUUCACUCUCCCGCGUUUGCUUCUGCUGCCUUGACUCCGGAUGACCUGCGCGCAGCAUCGCCCAGUGUGGCUAAAAGAAACCCGCCGGGACGCACUUCUGCUCCCGGAACAGGACUGUUUAGAUCCCCUUCUGUUUUCCCUGCUGGAGGCGUGGCAGGAAGACCACACGAAACGGCGCAAGUGAGCAACUGAUACAAAUACUCCGCUGUUCUUUUCUUUUUGAUAUAUAUAUACACACACACACACAUAUAUAUAUAUAUUCUUGGCAGUCUGCAAUAUUCCUCUUGCCCCGACUGUAUAUGCGCUGCGCGUAAGACACUCUGUGUGACGUCUCUGCAGCUCUUGCAUGGGAUUUCUGACGCACUAGAGGAGAACGACGGAGCCAAUCGCGCUUCGUCCAGGCCCCACCUCAUUGUCUCGCCUCCCCUCUUGGAACCUUCUACGCCUCUCCCUCCCGGCUCCCUGUUUCUUCCCGCGAUGUCUUUGCCACUCUGCCGGGAGGCAGCAGGAAGGAACCGCCGUUUGGGAGGCUCGAAAGGGUGAAGACCGAUGUAACGUCGCAGCGGCGGGUUCCCUCCAAACGUUUAUCGCUCUGUCCGCAGACCAUUGCAACAGCGUCGGGUUCCCAUUUGCACCUCAGCUUUGCAAAUUGCCUUACACACAACCAUGCCGAUGGCUGCUUCUUGCCCCUAGGAAGAGCAAGAAGGAAUCGCGGCGAGGCCAGGAACCACAGCUUUCUCUUCUUCCCCACAGCCAGUUCCCCCCACCCAGCGCUGGUGCCACGCCACCGAUUUGGCUGCCGAAAUUCAGUGGUGCGGCGGUGGCGCCAAACAUCGCCCUGCCCUCCAUUUUUCUUUAAACCCAAGCACCCCCAAAAAAAGCGCAGCUUCUCGGGAAGCAAAUUUGCAACCUCCCAGGAAACUUCGCCAGAGCGCUGCUGUGCUUCUCAACUCCGCUGCUUCAUUUGAAUGGAAAAUCGCAGCAGGGGGGGUAGAAAAAGUGCCUGGGGCUGCAUGCGACCCUCUCUCUCUGGCUUUUGGCCCAGGUAGAUGCGAUGCUUGGUGCGUUGUUUGCUGUUGCGUCAAUUGGUUUUAUUAAAAAUAAAUAAACAGCCAGCA